Molecule: messenger RNA, 670 nt
Organism: Aspergillus brunneoviolaceus CBS 621.78
Lineage: Eukaryota; Fungi; Ascomycota; Eurotiomycetes; Eurotiales; Aspergillaceae
Exons: 1
Coding region: 243-467 (74 amino acids)
Source: RefSeq, a predicted model, not a curated record
UUCGGUUUAGAAGAGUGGCUCCUGAAUUUUGCUCUAGCGAGCUUGAUGUCGUUGAUGCUCCGCUUUUCCCCUGUCAUUCUCGGCGCUAUGGCUCGGGUUGGGGCUGGGAUUGGGGUUGGUUUCAGCUGUUGAAACUCUCGUAGCCACCCACAGUUCCAUUGCCUGCUCGAUCUCGUAAUCUCUAACAAGUCGUUGGUGGUCUGAGAUCGGCAAGUUCGCAACGACAGAUAUUUAUUCAUCGCAUGCGACAGAUAACCACGCCAACGAACUCCAAGCGCGUUGAUCAGACAAAGUGGGUGCACCCUCAUUCGCAGGCCGACCGCGUCUUUGAACAUUGGCAAAAGCUAAGUGUCAUCAUCGCAUGGGCAUCCGUCUCCUUGUUGAUAAUGAUGUUGACGGUGACAGGCAACUUUCCCCACUUGAUCAAGAAAACUUCGACCGAAUGGGCACCUCACCAGGUCCCAUAGAGACCAUGCUAACGACUAGUAAUCACCAGCAGCUAGACGGUACCCUAGUCUGCGCGUUGAACCGGGCCACUAACCACUCCUAAUUUCCACCAACUCAAUCGACACGCCUGAUCGUUUGGGAGCACGGCCUCUCCACAAUUUCCCGUACUGUCAGACGCAUGUUGUUUAUAUGCUUUCGCCUGAUCAAAUCAUCAGUAAGGCAA